UGGAGAGUACUGAAUUAUAUUCUCUUACUUCUCUUGAGCAUUACGCUUCAAAAUAGUCUGCAGCAAUACUCCUGCAGUCUGGCAGCCUGCUUUGUUUUGGUUGUUGCUUCCUAUACAGUGUUUUCACAUGUACUGUACAGCUCUCAGGAAAUCUCUGCCUCUUCUCCUCCUGCCAAUGUUUUGUUCCUUUAUCCUAAUCAAUGUUCCAACAGCUGAACUUGCCUGUAGGCUUCCAAGUGUGCUGUAGCCAACACCCUGUUGACAGCCUUUGUCCAUGUGCCAUAGGCCUUGGGAAUGCCAGAUAGUUCUUCUGGUUCUUUCUGCAGAACAACACGAGUCAUUUGCAGCAGCCUGAUGGUUUUUCUCCCAGCCUAAGCAAAUUAGUUGCACCGAAACUUUUUAAUAACCGUAGCAUCCAGUCAGCAUUAAUGUGCAUCUCCUUGGAAAGAGAGAACUCCCAGCAGCAAUUUCAGAAGCCUUAUGAUGGAUUUGGUGUCAGCUUUGAGGUGUAAAACUGAGGAUUUGAGCUCAUACAAACAUGUGGACUUAAAGACGGGACAGUGAGGACUGUCCCAUCAGUGCCGUUGCGCCUGAAGUCCAUGAAUAGUUUGCAAUCAGCUAUAUUACAGCUUAGUAAUGUUUGUUGGGGUGACACUUCUAAAGGAUAUCAAGGAUUUUUCCUUUUUGCACUUCACGAAUGAUAAAGUAACAAGGAAAGGAAGAGGAAUCUUCUUUCUUUUUAAGAAUUACCAGAUUUGAGCGUGCUGUUCCCACAGCAUCCCCCAAAUUUCAGUAAGAAGCUGUAGGGAGGCUGAUGAAUUGAUCCCUAACCUAGGGCAUACGUAAACCUUCCCGUUACCUUCAAACCGAAGCCUUGCUGCUUAUGUCCAGUAACCUUAUUUUUAAACCAGACCUGAUUCAUGUUCUAUUUUCUAUGCCAGAUGAGGUCCUGGUUGUGAGUAAGUGUUGUGACUGUAGCUGGCAGCGGCCCCGAGUGAUUGCCUCACUUCAGGAAAUGUUAAAAUAACACUUUUUUUCUUAGAAAGCUAGUUCGCUCCCCUCCCACUUUUAAUUCUCCUAAUAGCUGCCCCCAGUUUGGCAGCUGCCUGACAGAGGGUUGUUUGUGUUGCUGGGCAAGAGCAGAGCCACUCCAGUGGUUGCAGUGCUACAGUAGAGGCACGAGAAGUGAGCUAGGCAGGCAAGCUGGCUUCAGCUCUUUAGAGGGUUCUCUGAAAUCUGGAAGGAAAACUGCUAAACUGUGAGAAGAAUCUUGUUCCUCCCUCUGCACUCUGCAUCUCAGGCUGUGAUUUUUAUUUUUAUUUUUCUCCUGGAGAAGAGGAGCUGAAGCUGCUUGCUUGAGAUGGGCCAUAUGGAGGUGUAACUGCUCUUAGCACUACAGCAGUCCAGUGGAGUCAACAGUUGCUGGAAUGGGUGUUGCCUGAGGCUGGAUUCAGCAGGUUUUAUCUGCUGUUUUGUACUUGCGCAGUCAGGCCUUCAAGGUACUUUGCAAAGCUGGAGUGGGGCUAAGGAGAACUCUCCUCCACCCUGUAUCCAUGGCUGUUUGGUCAGCUGAUCCAGGGAAGGUUUGUAAUUCUUCAAGAGGAUAAACUCUCAUUUUAUUGCCCAGCUCCUGCCUUGUUUGAUCACUGUUCUGGUGAGAUGGUUUGUGUUCAGUGCUGUUUUUAUUUAUCUUUUGGAACUGUUUGAUUGCUGAGGGAGGAAUAAAAGCUAUUUAUGGCUGGAUAACCCUGCCUGGCAAUCCCUGUGUUUGCAUGUCUGGGGUAUAUAGCCUUAACUUUUGGGGAUGCUUGCAUUGUAGGGGUUCCCCAAGAACUUUCAUUUACGAAUGUUAGCCAGAAAAGCCCUGGCAUCUGUCAGAUCUGGAAGCACUGUGUAGGAAGCACUGGAGUACCUGCUAGGAGAAUGCCAAGUGCUGAUCCUGUGUGUUAUGUGAAUAAGUUAUUUUGGAACUGAAAAAAACAUUGUAGGAACCAAGAUUGUUUGCAGUGCCUGUUCUACUUGCAAACCUUAACUGUGAUCCUCUUCUUGAGUUGGAAUGUGAAUGUAUCCAUCCUGAAAUGCAGCCUGCUUUCCUUUUCCUGUAAUGGAAACUGUAUUGUGAAUGACUUGCUUUCUCCUGAAGGCCAGUUCCAGCACUAAAGCUGCAGAGAACUUUUUGCUGCUAGGGAUGGCUCAGAUCAAAGCUAUGCAGAGUACUUUUCUGUAUAAACCAGUCCCUUGUACUGGUCAGCUCUAGCAGGUUACUACGGGGCCCAAAAACACUAAACUCAGAUGUAUAUUCUAGAAAUUUACUAAAGUUGUUUGGAUUCUUUUUCUGGGUAUUAAAUGCCUCGUGACUUUUUGCUCCUUCAUGGAGCCUUAGCUUGGAGGACUUCUCUAGGGGGGUUGGAAGGAGGUGGAAUAAAUAACAUCAGUGGGCAGUCUGGUACUUCACUGAGAGGUUGUGCUCAGCCUGUCCUUGUUGUAGGAAGAGCUGGUAGAAAAGCAAAGACAGUCCAGAGUGCUGUAAUCUCAGGCAUUACUGCUCUCAGUCUUCUGUUAGAGGAGAAAUCCUUUGCUCAAAUUCUCCAGCUUGGAUAAUGAUGUAAAACCAGGGACAGCUGUACAGUCUGACCAUAGAUGAGCUCUCAAAGUUUAAUAGUGUGGUAGUAAGGAGCAGUGCAUUCACUGGAAGAAGAUGAGCUCCAGUAGCUGAAUCCAUACCUCCUUUAGACAAGGGAGGAGGAAUUCAAGUGCUUUUCUGAAGAGGGCAUUAGUGACUUAGCACAGUGCCUGUUUCAUUUCUGUCUCUGCUUUGCAGGGUGCAGUGCUUAGGUGGUAUGCGUUACCUUCGCUGGUGGAAAGGAAGGAUGGAUUGAUAAACAGGUCAAUACUGUGCUCUGUAAAUGUUGCAUGCAAGGCUGUGUGACAGUGUUUAACUUGUCUCUUGUUUUUCUUUCCAUCCAUUAGGCAAUACUGACUAGCUGACAUCUUGACAAGGUCUCCAAGCAACGUUUUCUGUAGAGCUGAAUGAAAGCAGAAGCAGCUGGGUGAAUUGAUGAGCUUGCCUUGGGAGCCUCUAAGUAGGCAAAAUUGGAACCCACGAUGGGUCAAAAGGUCACAGGUGGGAUAAAGACAGUGGAUAUGAGGGACCCGGUGUACAGACCAUUGAAGCAGGAGCUCCACAGACUUGACUACAGCAAACCCACGCGUCUGGACUUGCUACUGGACAUGCCUCCUGUAUCCUAUGAAGUCCAGUUAUUGCAUUCAUGGAACAAUGAUGAUCGCUCGCUGAAUGUAUUUGUGAAGGAGGACGAUAAACUCAUAUUUCACCGGCAUCCGGUGGCUCAGAGCACAGACGCUAUCAGAGGCAAAGUGGGGUACACACGAGGACUGCAUGUGUGGCAGAUAACGUGGGCAAUGCGGCAGCGAGGCACACAUGCUGUGGUAGGGGUGGCAACAGCAGAUGCCCCUUUGCAUUCUGUAGGGUACACCACACUUGUAGGAAAUAACCAUGAAUCGUGGGGAUGGGACCUUGGGCGUAACAGACUGUACCACGAUGGCAAGAACCAGCCGAGUAAAACCUAUCCUGCCUUCCUAGAACCAGAUGAAACUUUCAUUGUGCCGGAUUCCUUCCUGGUGGUUCUGGACAUGGAUGAUGGGACACUGAGUUUCAUUGUAGAUGGGCAAUAUAUGGGUGUUGCCUUUCGGGGACUUAAAGGGAAAAAGCUGUAUCCAGUGGUCAGCGCAGUGUGGGGACACUGUGAAAUAAGGAUGCGCUACUUGAACGGACUUGACCCUGAACCACUGCCUCUGAUGGACUUGUGUCGGCGAGCUGUGAGGCUUGCUCUGGGCAAGGAAAGACUGAAUGAGAUCCCUACCCUGCCACUGCCAGCCUCCCUCAAGAGUUACUUGCUCUACCAAUGACCUUCAUGUUGUGGGACAGAGAGUUGAAACCAAGGCAAAAUGUCUGGAGCUGACCCACUGGGCAGUGGGUUCACCACCCUCGUGUCAUUGCUACUGUUGGAAAUCCUUGGCCAAAGUACUCCUGUUACUGCUAAAAAUCUCCAUGUGCCCUUAAUGGCAAGCUCUCGAGUCUUUAUUUUGCGAUGGAGUGUUUUGUUCUUUGGAAGUCACUUCCCCAGCACAGUUUAAAAAAGGAAACUUAACAGAAGCUCUGUGCUUCCCUGCUUCUCCUGAUAAAAGGCUGUACUGCAUCCUUGGGGUCACAGAGCCUGGGAGUGAGCCCUUCUGUAACAGUUUAAGGGAAGAGCAUAGCUGGGGGAAGGGAAGGCACUAGGAGUGAUCUUAAGACUAGGUGCUAAGAAUGGAAAGGCAUGGGGUGGCCAGUGGAAUUGGGAAGAGUCUGGAAUACCAAGAGAAAAUCAUUGCUGAGUUCUUUAAAAACCAAAAAAACACAACAAAACCCUAACACCAAAACCAAGAACCCUUCCACCAGGAUGCUUUAUUUGAAGGAAGUGGUUAUAUUGCUCAUGUCUGUCUCUGCCAGGACCUCUCACCAUGUUCUAAUGUUACUUCAUAAAAAGUGAAUCUUGCUUUCCUGUUUAUCACCAUCACCUUCUCAGUUCUCCUGCUCCAUUCUCUGUCCUGCAGCUUCUGAGUGGGUGUCAGCUGACUGAGCAGCCACCCCAUGUCUUCACCUGCCCUCUUCCUCUUGAAUGAAAGCUGUAGGUUUUAGUUUGGGAUUCCUUGCUGAUGUGGGGACAAAGAAGGGGCAAAUGUUUUCUGCAAAGCACUUCUUGGUGAGACAGGCUGGAUGAGCUCUGACACUUGUCAGACAGCUGUAGGUCUUGCCAUCUUAGGUCUGCUUUCUGUUUAGCCCGUUCCAGGCUAAAGCUGUAGAGAAACAUAGUGGUUCUCUAAUGACUUCCAGGAAAUUUUCUUCCUGAAUGGAUCACUUAGUCACCCAAACCAGGCUUUCUUCUGCUGUAGACCAUCAGCAUGAUCUCCACUUAGCUAUGCAGCAGGAAUAGUUCUGUUUCUUGCUUGGGGUUGGGGAAGUCAUCCCAGAGAAGGCGGUAGCAACGUGACUACAGUAGUGCCAUAGGAAGACCAGGAAUGCAGAAAGUGGCUGCAGAAUGUAACGUGAGACUUCGGUGGGGUGAUCUUCAGCAAGAAGAGAACCUCCCCAGAGCUGGGGUUUGGCAGGGGAGAUCUUCAAUAACCAGGACUAGCAAUUCAGGCAAAAUCAGCACAUCCCAAAUAGAUUCUUGCCUCAGUAGCCAGGUAAAGAGAGGAUGACACUCCUUUACUAGCAGGAGCUGCUCUCUUGACCUCUCUGCAGGUUACUAUGCUGCCUUUCUGAGGUUAUUUUGCACAUUUCUUUGUCUUGAAAAAAAUAUUUGUAUGGUUGGUUUUUUUUUUUUUUUUGCUCUUGAGUUAUUCCCUCAGUUCUGUGUAGGUACAAAUGAGUUUAGUUGUUGAAAAUGUUAAUAUAUAUAUUUGUGGUGUAUGUAUAAGAACAUGUUUUAAACAGCUGCUGUAGGGUACCUUUUUAAAAUUAAACUACUUGCAUAGUAUAUUUUUAAAGCACAGAAUUGGUGCCAAGACUGGGUGGGGUGUGAUAUGCCCCUUUCUUUUUUAAAACUAAUAUUUUAUGAUUUUUUUUUUUAACAUAGGGGUUUGUACUAGUUUCUGUUGCAGGGUGGGACACAAAUUGCACAAUAAAAUACAGUGUGUAUGGAACUCUACAUGGUUGCCUUCAGCUGAACCAGUGUCUUCCCUAACUGCUGGGAAGCAGCUGUGUUCUCCCCACUUCUAAUACUCUUACGCUCCUUUGUCUCCAUCUCUUCUCACUUCUCCAUUACAUUUUGUACAGUUUUAAACUCUCACAUCCUAUUUUAUGGCUGUAGAUAAUACUCAAUAACCUAAUAAACUUUAUUAAAUAUUG
Messenger RNA from Centrocercus urophasianus (Greater sage-grouse), 5911 nucleotides. It is a transcript of the gene SPSB1, whose product is annotated as splA/ryanodine receptor domain and SOCS box containing 1. Gene Ontology annotation, molecular function: protein binding. Gene Ontology annotation, biological process: proteasome-mediated ubiquitin-dependent protein catabolic process; intracellular signal transduction. NCBI's taxonomy places the organism in Eukaryota, Metazoa, Chordata, Aves, Galliformes, Phasianidae. The transcript has 2 exons. Gene Ontology annotation, cellular component: SCF ubiquitin ligase complex. The record is from RefSeq and is a predicted model, not a curated record. Bases 3106 to 3927 code for a protein of 273 amino acids.